AUGUUUUUACUCACAGGUAUUCUCGUUGCUUUGCUAUGCGUUGUUGUCGCUGCAUAUCUAUGGCACGUUCGAAAAGCUUACAAUUUCUUCAUUCGACUCGGCAUUCCAGGACCAGCACCAAAGUUUUUCUUUGGUAACCUUUCGGAAAUCAUUAAAGCUAAAGGAAGACCAUCGGUUGCAAUUCAGCAAUGGACUGACAAGUAUGGUCACAUCUUUGGUUAUUUUGAAGGACAUACCCCUAUUCUUGUCAUAUCGGAUCCAGAAGUUCUCCAAGAUGUUUUUAUUAAAUCAUUCUCGAAAUUUCAUUCUCGUCGUGAAUCUCGUUUUAUGAGUUCACAAGCAAAGGAUGCUCAUCUGUUCAAUGCCGUCGGUCUUCGUUGGAAACGACAACGAUUUGUUCUCAAUCCAACAUUUUCCUCACUAAAACUCAAACAAAUGUCACCAUUGAUUCAUCGAAGUAUCGAAUUUUUAAUGGAAAAAAUGGCAGACCAGUGUGCCAAAGGUGAACCAUUUGAUAUCUAUGCAUAUUUCAAACGAUUUACAAUGGAUACUAUUUGGUCAUGUGGUGUUGGUCUCGACACUGAUAUGCAAAAUAAUGUCAAUGAUCCGUAUCUCCUCAAUUCACAAAAGAUGUUUUCACCGAAUAUUUUUCGUGGAAUAAUAUUCAUUUUGACUCUUUUGAUAACAGAAUUAACAAAAAUCUGGAGAAGUAUAUUUCAGGAUGGACUAUCAUCGUUCGAGAAAAGUGAUAAUACUGGAGUCGAAGCACCACGGGUUCGAAAAAUUACUAAAUAUGAGGCUUCAGCGAACAUUCUCCUUUUCAUCGUUGCUGGUUAUGAGACUACAAGUACAGCUCUUAGUUAUGUGGCAUAUGUUCUUGCUACUCAUCCAGAAGAACAACGAAAGUUGCAAGAGCAUAUCGAUGCUCAUUUCGAUCCAGAAACAGAAAACAUUAUGCCAACAUAUGAAACUGUCUCCGAAAUGGAUUAUUUUGAUAUGUUUAUUCGAGAGACUCUUCGCAUAUUUCCUAUAGCACCAACGGCGAUUAGUCGUCAAAGUAACGAAGAUUUUCGCAUCAAAGACUUCGGUACCGUGCCAGCAGGUACACUGAUUGCUGUCGACAUGUACAAUUUGCAUUACAAUCCAAAUUUAUGGGGUCCUUUGGAUCCACAUGAGUUUCAUCCUGAAAGAUUCGCUACUAAUCGACAUCCAAUGGCAUGGAUUCCAUUUGGAGUUGGACCACGUAAUUGUGUAGGCAUGCGUUUUGCUUUGCUUGAAAUGAAAAUGUUACUUGUUCGAUUGCUCAAAACAUAUACACUAAUUGAUUGUGGUGAAAAAACACGUAAACCAUUUGAACAACUCACAGAAAUGCCUGUCAUUGCACCUAAGGAAGCCAUUAUCCGACUCCAACGCAGAGAUGAAUAG
Molecule: messenger RNA, 1425 nt
Organism: Rotaria sordida
Lineage: Eukaryota; Metazoa; Rotifera; Eurotatoria; Philodinida; Philodinidae
Source: the annotation of a GenBank genome assembly